Molecule: messenger RNA, 297 nt
Organism: Prunus armeniaca (apricot)
Lineage: Eukaryota; Viridiplantae; Streptophyta; Magnoliopsida; Rosales; Rosaceae
Source: the annotation of a GenBank genome assembly
AUGAAUUCCAUGUUCAGUUCGUUCGAUGCUUUCUUCUACGCUGAGUUUUUGGGCCAAACGGUGAAGGCCUCCUUCCCUGCACAGCAGCAGCAGAAGAGUACUGGGACUGUGCUGAACAACAAGGCAUCAGUUGCAGAUAAUUUGAAUGGUGCAAAGCAAGAGGGCAACAGGGAGGCCUCCAUCUCCAUGCCUCAACAAGCUCAGCCUGUGAAGAAGAAGCAGAGCCAGAAGGCACCCCCACGGUUCGCGCCGGAGUUGGAUGGGCUUAACUGCUUUGAGACCAUCGUCUAUCAUUAA